AUGAGUCCCUUCCGCUUAGUCUACGGAAAAGCGUGUCACCUCCCAGUGGAGAUAGAACACAAAGCUUUCUGGGCGGUACGGGAAUGCAACAUGAGAUUUGAGAAAGCCGGAGCUGAGAGGAAGUUGCAAUUACAGGAACUAGAAUGCCUUCGUCUAGAAGCUUAUGAGAAUUCCAGGCUAUACAAGGAGAAGGUGAGGGCUGUACAUGACAAGAAUAUAAAGCGCAGGGAGUUCAGACCUGGUGAGUUAGUUCUCCUCUACAACUCUAGGUUGAGACUCAUGCCAGACAAGCUGAGAUGCAGAGGGGAAGGCACCUAUAGGGUGGAAAAGGCUGAACCUUAUGGCGUCUUUCACCUGCGCCAUCCCUAA
Arachis ipaensis is the source of this 369-nucleotide messenger RNA. RefSeq lists its product as uncharacterized. The record is from RefSeq and is a predicted model, not a curated record. NCBI's taxonomy places the organism in Eukaryota, Viridiplantae, Streptophyta, Magnoliopsida, Fabales, Fabaceae.